AUGCAGCAGUGUGGGUCAGCAUCAGGAGGGGAGCAGAGAUCCAAGGCGUUCGAAUGCGUCUGUGGCUGGCAUGUGAUGCAGCCUGGGUUUUUCGGAGGUUUCCGCAGCGCGGCGGGCGAAUUUCCGUGGGCUGACUGCGGCGCAUUUCAGGCCGCGCCGGCGGCGAAGUGCAGCCGCAGCCGAAUGAAUCCCACCCGGGAUGGGGGCGGCGGCGGCUUCGACCCCCCGCCCGCCUACCACGAGGUGGUGGACGCCGAGAAGAAUGAUGAAAACGGAAACUGCUCGGGGGAAGGAAUUGAAUUCCCUACGACCAAUUUGUAUGAACUGGAAAGCCGUGUUCUGACUGAUCACUGGUCCAUCCCUUACAAGCGAGAAGAAUCACUAGGCAAAUGCCUGUUGGCGUCUACCUAUCUGGCCAGACUUGGUCUUUCCGAGUCUGAUGAGAAUUGUAAAAGAUUUAUGGAUAGGUGUAUGCCUGAAGCCUUUAAAAAGCUCCUGACUUCGAGUGCUGUUCACAAGUGGGGUACUGAAAUUCAUGAAGGAAUCUACAACAUGUUGAUGCUGUUAAUAGAACUGGUUGCAGAGAGAAUUAAACAAGAUCCGAUUCCCACUGGUCUCCUGGGUGUGCUUACGAUGGCUUUCAAUCCUGAUAAUGAAUACCACUUUAAAAACAGAAUGAAAGUGUCUCAGAGGAAUUGGACAGAAGUGUUUGGGGAGGGAAAUAUGUUUGCUGUUUCACCUGUGUCUACUUUCCAAAAGGAGCCUCAUGGAUGGGUUGUGGAUUUGGUAAAUAAGUUUGGAGAAUUAGGUGGAUUUGCAGCAAUCCAAGCCAAGCUUCAUUCAGAAGAUAUAGAACUUGGGGCAGUCUCAGCAUUGGUGCAGCCCUUAGGGGUGUGUGCAGAGUACCUCAAUUCCUCGGUGGUUCAGCCGAUGCUAGACCCGGUCAUCCUUACUACGAUCCAGGAUGUGCGGAGUGUGGAGGAGAAGGACCUCAAAGACAAGAGAUUGGUUAGCAUCCCUGAGCUCUUGUCUGCCAUCAAGUUACUCUGCAUGCGUUUCCAACCGGAUCUGGUGACCGUGGUGGACGACCUUCGGUUAGAUAUCCUCCUGCGCAUGCUGAAAUCACCACAUUUUAGCGCUAAAAUGAAUUCCCUCAAAGAAGUAACCAAACUAAUAGAAGAUAGCACUUUAUCCAAAUCUGUGAAGAAUGCUAUAGAUACAGACAGAUUGUUAGAUUGGCUGGUUGAAAACUCAGUUCUGUCAAUUGCAUUGGAAGGCAACAUAGACCAAGCCCAAUACUGUGAUCGUAUAAAGGGGAUUAUUGAACUCUUGGGCAGUAAAUUGUCUUUAGAUGAGCUCACUAAAAUUUGGAAGAUACAGUCAGGACAAUCAUCUACUGUGAUCGAGAAUAUCCAUACUAUUAUUGCUGCAGCAGCUGUCAAAUUUAAUUCAGAUCAGCUUAAUCAUCUGUUUGUUCUCAUCCAGAAGAGCUGGGAGACUGAAAGCGAUCGGGUAAGACAGAAGCUGUUGAGUCUGAUUGGACGAAUAGGCCGGGAAGCUCGCUUUGAGACUACUUCUGGAAAGGUGUUAGAUGUACUCUGGGAACUGGCGCAUCUUCCAACCCUGCCCAGUAGCCUUAUUCAGCAAGCCUUGGAGGAGCACCUGACAAUCCUUAGUGAUGCGUAUGCUGUGAAAGAAGCAAUCAAGAGGAGCUACAUCAUUAAGUGCAUCGAAGAUAUUAAAAGGCCUGGAGAAUGGUCAGGUUUGGAAAAAAACAAGAAGGAUGGAUUCAAGUCAUCUCAGCUCAAUAAUCCCCAGUUUGUAUGGGUGGUGCCGGCUUUGCGUCAGCUUCAUGAGAUCACCCGCUCGUUUAUAAAACAGACCUAUCAAAAGCAAGACAAGAGCAUUAUUCAAGACUUGAAGAAAAAUUUUGAAAUCGUGAAAUUGGUAACAGGAAGUUUGAUAGCCUGUCAUCGACUUGCAGCCGCUGUGGCUGGACCCGGAGGCUUAACUGGUUCGACACUGGUAGAUGGCCGAUACACUUACCGGGAGUAUUUAGAGGCCCAUCUAAAAUUUCUAGCAUUUUUCUUACAAGAAGCUACUCUGUAUCUGGGUUGGAAUCGUGCCAAGGAAAUCUGGGAGUGUCUUGUGACUGGCCAGGAUGUUUGUGAAUUAGAUAGAGAGAUGUGUUUUGAAUGGUUUACAAAAGGGCAGCAUGAUCUCGAGAGUGAUGUUCAACAGCAGCUUUUCAAGGAGAAAAUUCUUAAAUUGGAGUCAUAUGAAAUCACAAUGAAUGGUUUUAACUUAUUUAAGACUUUUUUUGAAAAUGUGAAUCUUUGUGAUCAUCGAUUGAAACGACAAGGAGCUCAGUUGUAUGUAGAAAAGCUGGAAUUGAUAGGAAUGGAUUUCAUUUGGAAAAUAGCCAUGGAAUCACCUGAUGAAGAAAUUGCUAAUGAAGCUAUUCAGUUAAUCAUAAAUUAUAGUUACAUUAACCUAAAUCCUAGAUUAAAGAAGGAUUCUGUAUCAUUACAUAAGAAAUUUAUUGCUGACUGUUACACGAGAUUAGAAGUGAGUGGUAAAUUUCCUUUGAACCUAUUUUUGAAUUUCAUUUACUGGAAUCAAGCAAUUCAUUUCAAAUAUGUUCCAAAAAAAUUUUUUUUAAUACGUAGAUCCACUAAACUUGUAAUAAUCGAGAGGUUGCUGCUUCUGGCUGAACGCUAUGUGAUCACUAUAGAGGAUUUUUACUCUGUUCCACGAACUAUUCUACCUCAUGGUGCCUCAUUUCAUGGACAUCUUUUAACUCUUAAUGUUACGUAUGAGUCUACCAAAGAUACCUUCACUGUAGAGGCCCACAGUAAUGAGACCAUAGGGAGCGUGCGGUGGAAGAUAGCCAAGCAGUUGUGCUCGCCUGUGGACAACAUACAGAUUUUUACCAACGAUAGUCUGCUGACGGUGAAUAAAGAUCAAAAGCUCCUCCACCAGCUGGGCUUUUCUGAUGAACAGAUCCUCACAGUGAAGACUUCGGGCAGUGGGACCCCAUCCGGGAGCUCCGCCGACUCCUCAACCAGCUCCAGCAGCAGCGGCAGUGGGGUCUUCAGCUCCUCGUACGCCAUGGAGCAGGAGAAAUCCCUCCCUGGUGUUGUGAUGGCACUUGUAUGUAAUGUGUUUGACAUGCUUUACCAGCUUGCCAAUCUGGAGGAGCCAAGGAUAACUCUACGAGUACGAAAGCUGCUGCUCUUGAUACCCACUGACCCAGCCAUUCAGGAAGCCCUGGACCAGCUUGAUUCCUUGGGAAGAAAGAAGACGUUACUGUCUGAAACGAGUUCUCAGUCCUCAAAGUCUCCAUCCCUGUCCUCCAAGCAGCAGCAUCAGCCAAGCGCCAGCUCAAUUUUGGAAAGUCUGUUUCGAUCCUUUGCUCCAGGAAUGUCCACCUUCAGAGUGCUCUAUAACUUAGAAGUUCUAAGCUCCAAACUCAUGCCAACAGCUGAUGAUGACAUGGCAAGAAACUGUGCAAAAUCCUUCUGCGAGAACUUCCUCAAAGCAGGAGGGCUGAGUUUGGUUGUAAAUGUCAUGCAGAGGGAUUCCAUCCCAUCAGAAGUAGACUAUGAAACAAGGCAGGGAGUUUAUUCCAUCUGUCUACAACUUGCCAGAUUUUUACUUGUGGGACAAACAAUGCCCACGUUAUUAGAUGAAGACCUCACCAAAGACGGCAUAGAAGCACUUUCUUCUCGCCCAUUCCGAAACGUCAGCCGGCAGACAAGCAGGCAGAUGUCCUUAUGUGGUACUCCAGAAAAGUCAUCGUACCGACAGCUGUCCGUGUCUGACAGGUCUUCCAUUAGGGUUGAGGAAAUCAUCCCUGCUGCACGAGUUGCAAUACAAACAAUGGAAGUGAGUGACUUCACGUCUACAGUGGCCUGUUUCAUGAGGUUGUCAUGGGCUGCCGCUGCAGGACGACUUGACCUCGUUGGGAGCAGCCAGCCAAUUAAAGAAAGUAAUUCUCUGUUUCCUGCUGGAAUCCGGAGCCGACUCAGCAGUUCAGGAAGCAAUUGCAGCUCUGGGAGUGAAGGGGACCCGGCAGCCCUGCAUGCGGGCAUCUGCGUGCGACAACAGUCUGUGUCCACCAAAGACUCGCUGAUUGCCGGGGAGGCCCUGUCUCUGCUUGUUACGUGCCUGCAGCUGCGGAGCCAACAACUGGCAUCUUUCUAUAACUUGCCCUGUGUUGCUGAUUUUAUCAUUGAUAUUCUGCUUGGAUCGCCAAGUGCUGAGAUUCGCCGUGCUGCCUGUGAUCAGCUGUACACUCUUAGUCAGACAGAUACUUCAGCUCACCCAGAUGUACAGAAGCCAAACCAGUUUCUCCUAGGUGUGAUUCUCACGGCUCAGCUACCUCUCUGGUCCCCAACUAGUAUUAUGAGAGGAGUCAAUCAGAGACUAUUAUCUCAGUGUAUGGAGUAUUUUGAUCUAAGGUGCCAAUUAUUAGAUGAUCUGACAACUUCAGAAAUGGAGCAGUUAAGAAUCAGCCCAGCAACUAUGCUUGAAGAUGAGAUUACUUGGCUGGAUAACUUUGAACCUAAUCGCACCGCUGAAUGUGAGACCAGUGAAGCAGACAACAUCUUAUUGGCAGGACACUUACGGCUCAUUAAGACCCUUCUUUCACUCUGCGGGGCAGAAAAGGAAAUGCUUGGUUCAUCACUCAUUAAACCAUUGUUAGAUGACUUCCUUUUCCGAGCUUCUAGAAUUAUUUUAAAUAGUCAUUCUCCAGCUGGCAGUGCCGCCAUCAGUCAACAGGACUUUCAUCCAAAGUGUAGUACAGUGAAUAGCCGAUUGGCAGCCUAUGAAGUCCUGGUGAUGUUGGCUGAUAGCUCACCUUCAAAUCUGCAAAUUAUCACGAAAGAACUGCUUUCUAUGCAUCAUCAACCCGACCCUGCUCUCACCAAGGAGUUUGAUUACCUUCCACCUGUGGAUAGCAGGUCCAGUUCAGGGUUUGUGGGGCUGAGGAAUGGCGGCGCUACAUGUUACAUGAAUGCAGUCUUCCAGCAGCUGUAUAUGCAACCUGGGCUCCCUGAGUCGUUACUUUCAGUGGAUGAUGACACGGACAAUCCAGAUGACAGCGUGUUCUACCAGGUGCAGUCUCUCUUUGGGCAUCUGAUGGAAAGCAAGCUGCAGUAUUAUGUACCUGAGAAUUUCUGGAAGAUUUUCAAGAUGUGGAACAAAGAACUUUAUGUGAGAGAACAGCAGGAUGCAUAUGAAUUCUUCACUAGUCUUAUUGAUCAGAUGGACGAAUAUCUCAAGAAAAUGGGGAGAGACCAGAUUUUUAAGAAUACUUUCCAGGGCAUCUACUCUGAUCAGAAGAUCUGUAAAGACUGUCCUCACAGAUAUGAGCGUGAGGAAGCUUUCAUGGCUCUCAAUCUUGGAGUUACUUCUUGUCAGAGCUUGGAAAUUUCUUUGGACCAGUUUGUUAGAGGAGAAGUUUUAGAGGGAAGUAAUGCAUAUUACUGUGAAAAGUGUAAAGAAAAGAGAAUAACCGUGAAAAGGACCUGCAUUAAGUCUUUACCUAGCGUCUUGGUAAUUCACCUAAUGAGAUUUGGAUUUGACUGGGAGAGUGGACGCUCCAUUAAAUACGAUGAACAGAUAAGGUUUCCCUGGAUGCUAAACAUGGAGCCUUACACAGUUUCAGGAAUGGCUCGCCAAGAUUCGUCUUCGGAAGUUGGUGAAAAUGGGCGAAGUAUGGACCAGGGAGGUGGAGGAUCCCCACGGAAAAAAGUUGCCCUCACUGAAAACUAUGAACUUGUCGGUGUCAUUGUCCACAGUGGACAGGCACACGCGGGUCACUACUAUUCCUUCAUUAAGGACAGGCGGGGCUGUGGAAAAGGAAAGUGGUACAAGUUUAACGACACAGUCAUAGAAGAAUUUGACCUAAAUGAUGAGACCCUGGAGUAUGAAUGCUUUGGAGGAGAAUAUAGACCAAAAGUUUAUGAUCAAACGAACCCCUAUACUGACGUACGCCGAAGAUACUGGAAUGCCUAUAUGCUCUUCUACCAAAGGGUCUCUGAUCAAAACUCCCCAGUAUUACCAAAGAAAAGUCGGGUCAGCGUCGUCCGGCAGGAAGCUGAGGAUCUCUCUCUGUCCGCGCCGUCUUCACCAGAGAUUUCUCCUCAGUCCUCUCCCCGGCCCCACAGGCCUAACAAUGACCGGCUCUCUAUUCUAACCAAGCUGGUUAAAAAAGGCGAGAAGAAAGGACUAUUUGUGGAGAAAAUGCCUGUUCGAAUAUACCAGAUGGUGAGAGAUGAAAACCUCAAGUUUAUGAAGAAUAGAGAUGUGUACAGUAGUGAUUAUUUCAGUUUUGUUUUGUCUUUAGCAUCAUUGAAUGCUACUAAAUUAAAGCAUCCAUAUUAUCCUUGCAUGGCAAAGGUGAGCUUACAGCUUGCUAUUCAGUUCCUUUUUCAAACUUAUCUACGGACAAAGAAAAAACUCAGGGCCGAUACUGAAGAAUGGAUCGCCACAAUUGAAGCAUUACUCUCCAAAAGCUUUGAUGCUUGUCAGUGGCUAGUUGAGUAUUUUAUCAGUUCUGAAGGGCGAGAAUUAAUAAAGAUUUUCUUGCUGGAGUGCAGUGUGAGAGAAGUACGAGUUGCUGUGGCCACCAUUCUGGAGAAAACCCUAGACAGUGCCUUGUUUUAUCAGGAUAAGUUAAAGAGCCUUCAUCAGUUACUGGAGGUACUGCUUGCUCUGUUGGAUAAAGAUGUCCCAGAAAACUGUAAAAACUGUGCUCAGUACUUUUUCCUAUUCAACACUUUUGUACAAAAGCAAGGUAUCCGGGCCGGGGAUCUUCUUCUGAGGCACUCCGCUCUGAGACACAUGACCAGCUUUCUCCUCGGGGCCAACCGGCAAAACAACCAGAUACGUCGGUGGAGUUCAGCACAAGCACGAGAAUUUGGGAAUCUUCAUAAUACGGUGGCAUUACUGGUUUUGCAUUCAGAUGUCUCGUCCCAAAGGAACGUUGCUCCUGGUAUGUUUAAACAACGGCCACCCAUUAGUGUCGCCCCCUCCAGCCCUCUCCUGCCCCUCCAUGAGGAAGUAGAAGCCUUGUUGUUCCUGUCUGAAGGAAAGCCUUACCUGUUAGAGGUAAUGUUUGCCUUGCGAGAGCUGACGGGCUCGCUCCUGGCGCUCAUCGAGAUGGUGGUGUACUGCUGUUUCUGUAAUGAGCAUCUCUCCUUCACCGUGCUGCAUUUCAUUAAGAACCAACUAGAAACAGCUCCACCCCAUGAGUUAAAGAAUACGUUCCAACUGCUUCAUGAGAUACUGGUCAUUGAAGAUCCCAUACAAGUGGAGCGAGUCAAAUUUGUAUUUGAGACAGAAAAUGGAUUAUUAGCCCUGAUGCACCACAGCAACCAUGUGGACAGCAGUCGCUGCUACCAGUGUGUCAAAUUUCUCGUAACUCUUGCUCAAAAGUGCCCUGCUGCCAAGGACUACUUCAAGGAGAACUCCCACCACUGGAGCUGGGCGGUGCAGUGGCUACAGAAGAAGAUGUCAGAACAUUAUUGGACACCACAGAGUAAUGUCUCUAAUGAAACAUCGACUGGAAAAACCUUUCAGCGAACAAUUUCAGCUCAGGACACGUUAGCCUAUGCCACAGCUUUGCUGAAUGAGAAAGAGCAGUCGGGAAGCAGUAACGGGUCGGAGAGCAGUCCCGCCAAUGAGAACGGAGAGAGGCGUUUACAACAGGGUUCAGAGUCCCCCAUGAUGAUAGGCGAGUUGAGAAGUGACCUUGACGACGUGGAUCCCUAGAGGAACAGGCACACCGAGCGCGCAGUGAGGAGUCAGCUCAGUUCCCCGGGUGCUCAGCGCUGUUUGGAAAUCAGAUUCUCACCCUUGAGCCCUUUAGAAGAGCCCGAAGCUUGGACUAGGGGGGCCUGCCGUGAUCCCAGAGGAGUGUGUGUUUUUAAAGAAGGCACUCUUGGCCCCUGGAGAAGGUUCAGGAGCUGUUUGGCAGUGGGAGAACUCCUGCCCCCGGAUCAGCCAUCCUGGGGCAGUCCGCACGGGGAUUCACGUUUCUGUGGAGAUUCUAGGAAAUAAAGCCGGUGGCAGACUUUUUUUGUUACGAACAUACAAGAGUGAAUGGGGUAAAGCCGUUGCUUUCCCUAUGAUGCUACAAAAGAAAUCCCUUUGGUUUUUAUAUUUAAAAAAAAAAAGCAAGCUGCCUUUAGAUAUGUGGGGGGCAAAUUUUUAAUCUUGCAGUAACAUUGAAUAGAAAUAUCCAAUUUAAAAUGAUGUAAAGAUAGGUGAUAAAAUUCCUUUUCAUUGUAAAAUAGUAGUUAAAGAACUCCGUUUACACAGACCUUUGUAUUUAAUAUGUCUCCCUAUUUGUAUAGAAUUUCAGACGGGUCAGGAUGAGAGCCCUGGGCAUAAAAGUUGGAUCUUGAUGAAAUGUUACCAGGAUCAAAAAUUGGGAAAUUUAUUAUGCUCUUUAAGGCAUUUUUCUGAUAUAAUUGAGGUUGAAAAGAGCAAUAAAAAAAAAAAAAUUGUCCUCCAGAAGUACAAGGUGCAUUCUUUGACAUCAAUCACUAAAGAAGUUACGGAAUUUUUCCCCAAAUUUUGAAAACCGCAAAAUAAAAAGCACUUUAAAUUAUAAUUUUAUUGAGUUUGACUUCAUAGAAUCAUCUUUUUAAUGCUUGGAGACAUAUUGAAUAAACUGUAGUCUUAAAUCAUGUGAUCUGCAAUCAUUUGCUUUUGCUUAAGAUAUAAUUACUAAAACCCUUGGUACUGGUUGUAAAUGAAGUUAAAUAUUUGAGUUGAGAAGCACUGCUCUGUGAGUUGUAGUAAUUUUAAUGCGGAGAAGGAACUUGAGACUGUUUCUCUUCAACAUGACUAAUGAACACUGAAAAGAGACAAAGAUUUAUUUUCCCAGAAAUAACCAGAAAGUAAUUGAACAACUGUCCAUUUUGUUGGUAUUUCCCAAGUAUACCACCAUCCACUCAUUUCAGAUUAGAUAACCAGCUUCCCUUUCUCCAGAGGGGAGAAGGGGAUAUGCCAGUGUAUUUCAUAUAUUUUGUACAUUUUGUAUUUUGAGUUCCUACACACAUUUUCAACCCUAUUUUGUCUUUAGUUACGUGUUCUGCCUUGUUUCCAACUCCCCGUGCACGUAGGGAAGCUUAGGAAGUGCCAGGUUGCCCCUGUUGGUUAGAUUUGCCAAGUCAAAGAGGCGUGGCCAGCCCCAAAGUGCCUUUUUGAUGGCUUCCGCAUUGUGUGGACACACGACAGACACCUCUCACUGCUGUGCACUCCAGCCCCCAGCCCCUUCGCUACUAAACGUUGAAGUGACUGUGCAGCCGGACCACAGUUUGUAUGUGUGUCUACAGCCCCCACAGCCUAGCGAUGGCCAUUGUCAAGGACACUGCAGACGGGCCUGCGUUUAAGAGCAGAACUGCGCCCUCAGAGAAUUGGUCAGAAGGAGUUGGCAAAUUUUACAUGGUUCUGCUCUUCUUGGAAUUUCAAAUGUGAUGUUUUAAAAUUGAUUUUGAGUUCAUAAAUACUCCCAUGUCCUACUGUUUUCCUAACUGCCCCCACCGCAGCCUGCUCUCCACCCCCAUCCUCACAAAACGAUUGUGUAGGACAUGACCUUGAAAUGCCAGUGAUGGUCUGUGUUGGGAUAUCCUCACUGGCAACUGCACUCUCAGGAGCCCAAAUUCAGGAGUGAAAUUGCCACUUCUAGUCCCUUAUUUCCUAUGGAAACAACACCUCCCACCACCCCCAGCACCUGCUGUCCUCACUGUAAGGCUCCAUCAGGAUCACCCGUCACUGUUGUGUAUCAUACGCUCUGGUUAAGUUUGUUUGUGUUGUUGCUGCAAUGACCAUCACUUCCUCUUUGCCAGGAACCACUUGAUUUCCAGCGGCUGCAGUCUACAACAAACCUGCUGAGGACUUUUUUUUUAAUGUACAACAAAGUGACAAUUACGACAGGCUUACCUUGGAAGAGUCAUUUUUACUGCCAAUUUUUUGGACGAAGAUGUUUUUAUAAACCUUUCAAAAUGGUCUGCACAUCGAGUAGGAAUUGCACAACUAACUCAAUGCUGUGUGUUCUCAAGACACUCCCUUUGCGAGGCCCACCGUAGGGUGCCACGCCUGCCCCUCGGAGCCAUCUGGGAAGGAAAACAAACGAGCAGCCCAGCGGGUAUCUUGCCCAUGACUUCUCCUGGAGUACUCACACGGUCACUGGCAACUAGAAGAAAUGGUAGGACCCAGAGCAUCGUGUCCUCGGACUUCCCCUGUCUUGCCCCACCCCCCCUGCUAACAUUGAGAUGUGUGCAGUUACCUUUUGAGCUUGGAACAAGCAGACUGGAAUUUUCCUCUGCUACCUCUUGUGUACAAAAUCUUGUUUAUAAAAUUUCAAAAGGAAGUAGAUAAACUAGGGGAGAAUCUUAAUCCUAAAUUUGGUUCAUGAGUGGCAGAGUUCUUAGCUUCUAAGGGUAUAAAAUAAAUUUUUCAAAAAUGUA
Leptonychotes weddellii (Weddell seal) is the source of this 10487-nucleotide messenger RNA. The record is from RefSeq and is a predicted model, not a curated record. NCBI's taxonomy places the organism in Eukaryota, Metazoa, Chordata, Mammalia, Carnivora, Phocidae.